Armigeres subalbatus is the source of this 2822-nucleotide messenger RNA. Its product is annotated as solute carrier organic anion transporter family member 74D-like. The coding region runs from base 303 to 2573 and encodes 756 amino acids. The record is from RefSeq and is a predicted model, not a curated record. Lineage: Eukaryota; Metazoa; Arthropoda; Insecta; Diptera; Culicidae. The transcript has 7 exons. Gene Ontology annotation, cellular component: plasma membrane. Gene Ontology annotation, biological process: sodium-independent organic anion transport; transmembrane transport. Gene Ontology annotation, molecular function: protein binding.
AGUGUGAAAAUCACUAGCACAUAUGGUGUAAAUCGCGCCAAGUGAAGUGGUUCCCACUCGCGGAAAGUUGUUGUUUCUGGUAGUGUAGUCGAGGUGGGAUAAAUGUGAAGGAUUAUUACCCCGGAGCAAAGUCGAGUCCUACGCGAAGUGUCGUUGUGAUUAUUUCGGCGCCAGCGAAUGAUAUGUCAAGUGUGAUAUGUGAACGCAGUUGAUGAAACGGUUGACUUGGUGAAUGCUAAUAGGAUUGCUGACUGCUUGUUCGGAAGGGAGUAUCGCAAAGGAACGCAGGAGUGGAAGGGAAAAUGGGGUUGGAAAGCAAGUACGAAAUGGAAGAAAACGGAAAGAGUACCAAUUGUGUUGACGGUGAUGUGAAACAGUUGAACUUUUCCAAUAACGACGAUGAUGUGGGGGAGAAUGAACGAACUGAGCUGUACGAGAAUGUCACAAAUAGUGAAAAAACGAAAAAUGGCCCAGAGUUCGAGAAGAUGCUGCCCGACUUUGAGGAUAUGUUCAAGGAUAUGCCGCUGACGCAGGAUACAACUUGUGGGAUCUGGAUAUUCAAGGGAUCAUUUCUACAGAAGUUUGCCAACAAAAAGGCUUACGUUUUCCUGUACGGCGUCGUUGGAUGCAUAUUCUCCGCUACUUAUGCGUACUUUAAUGGCACAAUCACAACGCUAGAAAAGCGAUAUAAAAUUCCGAGCAAAAACACCGGCAUUAUCUCGGUCGGAAAUGACAUUAGCUCAUUGUUCCUGUCCGCCAUACUCAGCUACUAUGCAGGCAAGGGUCACCGUCCCCGGUGGAUAGCGUUCGGUUUGUUCACCAUAGUGCUGUUCUGUUGGUUGACUGCCGUUCCCCAUCUGUUGUAUGGGCCCGGUGAAGCCGCACUGGCAUUAACCACCGAAUAUGGAGCAACGUACGACGAAGAUCAAACCAAAGAGGUGUUCGAAGCACAAAAAGCGAAGACACUGUGCCGGGGCAAUGGAACCCGAGGAGCUGAGUGCGAAAUAGAGGAAGGUAAUCUGGCCCCGCAAGCAGUGCUGUUCGUAGCGCAGUUCAUCUCGGGUAUCGGAAGUUCUUUGUAUUACACGUUGGGCGUUUCAUAUAUGGAUGACAACAUCAAAAAGUCGAAAACUCCGGCUCUGGUUAGUGUCUCGUAUUUCUUGAGAAUGCUUGGGCCAGCCAUUGGCUACACGUUGGCUUCCUAUUGCCUGAAGUUGUAUAUUUCGCCGCGUAUGACGCCAACCAUCACGAACAACGACCCGCGAUGGUUGGGAGCUUGGUGGCUCGGUUGGUUGGUGCUUGGGUUAGUUCUGGCUUUCUUCGCUUUGUUCAUUGCGAUGUUCCCGAAACAGCUUCCAAGAGCAGCUAUAAGGAAACGAAUAUCAGCUGAGAAACAGAAACUUGGAAUGAAGCUAAGCGAGGUAAAGAAAGAGAAUGAGCUGCCGGCAUCAUUUAAAGACAUGAUGAUCACAUUCAAACGAUUGGUGAAAAACAAAAUUCUGAUGUUGAACAACAUCGCUUCAGUAUUCUACUUCUUCGGGUUCAUGCCGUAUUGGAUCUUUACACCCAAAUACAUCGAGACGCAGUACAAACAAUCGGCUUCUACAUCCAGUUUGGUUACUGGCACGGUGGCACUGGGUUUCUCCGCUAUCGGUGUGCUUCUUUCCGGUAUUGUAAUAUCGAAGUACAAACCAAGAGCACGGUACAUGGCUGCGUGGAACGUUUUAGUGGGACUACUUUCCGUAAUGGGUAUGAUAACUUAUGCCUUCCUGGGGUGUACCGCAGGAGAAAAUUCCGUCAUCGUCAAUCAUGCCUCUAGUACCGACUUAAUUCCAACUUGCAAUUCCAACUGUCAGUGCGACUAUGUGAAGUAUUCACCGAUUUGCGGGGAAGAUGGAAAUACCUACAUUUCUGCAUGUCAUGCCGGUUGCAAACAACAGUAUCAAAGCGGAGAUCUCAAGAUUUAUGAUGAUUGCUCCUGUAUUUCUGGAAGAAACUAUUCAAGCCCGAAUCCGGUACUUGAAAGGUUACUGUCUACAAACAACAUUUCGGAAAGUUCAUACUCUCUCACAUACAGUAAGCUGGAAUCUCACGGGGGAAAAGCACUGGCUGGGCCAUGCCCUCUGGAUUGCCAGAAGGAAUUUAUCACUUUUUUGGUAGUGAUGUGUUUCCUGAAGUUUUCCGGUGCCACUGGCAGGGCCAGUAACUUUUUGGUAUCGGUCCGAUGUGUCGACGAGAAAGACAAAACCGUAUCGAUGGGAUUUGGAAUGAUGCUGCUCAGUUUGCUCUCCUUCAUACCGAGUCCAAUAUUUUUCGGGCUGGUCCUGGAUAAAACGUGUCUAGUGUGGGGGAAGACAUGCUCCGGUAAAGGAAACUGCUGGUUGUACGAUGGAGAAUCGUUAAGGUACCUUAUGAACUUCAUUGCAGCAGCGUUUGUUCUCGCAGGAACCCUGGUCGAUUGUGGAGUUUGGUACUACGUCAAGGAUUUGAAGAUUUUCGACGAUGAUGUUAAAGAAAAGGAAAUAGCUUUGGCGGAAAAAGAGGAAGAAAUCACAACUGAUCGGCCGUCAUAGCAAGGUUAGCUGAUAUUGGUGCUUAUUUUAGUUUAUUAUAGUGUGUAAGUUUGAGAACAUUCCAAAGACUCAUUUGUACAUUAAAUUCAAAGGAAAUAAAAUCUGUUUAUAAAACGUCGAUGAUUAGGUUUUAAAUCCAUAAAGUUGUCAUAUUGAUAAACAAUAAUGCUAUAAAAAUUACUGCGAAGGUCGCAAGAUAUAUAUGAGAUUUUUGAUAACAAAAUAAAAUACAGUUCUUUCCACUACUGA